GUCGUCGCCAUGGCGCACCCGCGGCGCGUGCAAAAGGUCCAGCAGCAGAUGCGACGAGAGAUUUCGAGCAUGAUGCAGAGCGAUAAGAACCUGCGAGCGAUGAUCUCGCCCGAGGAACGCAUGGGGGUGGAUCACAUGCUGAGCGUCAUGGCGACGGUGGCGGACGUCGAGGUGAGCAACGAUUUGCAAGUGGUCAAGGUGUACGUGAGCAUCCUGGGAGACGAGCGAGGGAAGAAUAACGCGAUAAAGGGGAUGAAACGAAUGGAGCAGUACGUGCGAAGGAAGAUCGGACGGAGGAUGAGCUUGCGGUUGACGCCGGAGAUUCGGUUCAUUUACGACGACUCGUUCGAGCGAGGGCAAAAGGUGAGCGCGUUGUUGGAUGAGAUUCGUUUGGAGAAUAGGAAUAAGACGGCGAAAAAGUACGGGAAGGACGCGUUGAUGUCGGUGGAGGACGUGAUCGCGGAACGGGGGGAAGUGGAGGAUGAAGAUGAGUCGGAAUGGGGGAUGGACGAC
This is a messenger RNA of Ostreococcus lucimarinus CCE9901, 513 nucleotides long. RefSeq lists its product with no specific name. The transcript has a single exon. The annotation marks the transcript as partial. The record is from RefSeq and is a predicted model, not a curated record. Lineage: Eukaryota; Viridiplantae; Chlorophyta; Mamiellophyceae; Mamiellales; Bathycoccaceae. Gene Ontology annotation, biological process: ribosome biogenesis; rRNA processing. Gene Ontology annotation, molecular function: ribosomal small subunit binding.